ACUCCACACGAUGCUCCGCUGCGGCUCGUUCCUGAUGUGCCUCCUGCACCUACAGCACACUGUUUUGGGAGCCGCUGUCACCCCAAAGCCGAUCAUUAUCAACGGCACGUACAUCAACCCAGAGCUGGGCAAGUAUCACGCCAGACUGCGGACGCUCGGCCGAAGCUGCCUGGAGAUCCGGGAGAACCACGGCGCCACACAGGACGGCAUGUACAUCUUGAGCACAGCGAGCGGCACGUACUACCAGGCGUUCUGUGACAUGAGCUCAGCGGGGGGCGGCUGGACUCUGGUGGCCAGCGUUCAUGAGGACUACAGCCGAGGAAAGUGCUCUCCUGGAGACCGCUGGUCCAGCCAGCAGGGGAACGACCUGAACCGGCCCGGAGGAGACGGCUCAUGGGCCAACACACACACCUUCGGCACCGCAGAGGGGUCCACCAGCGACGACUACAAGAAUCCCGGCUACUACGACAUCUCUGCCCAAGACGUGUCCGUGUGGCACGUGCCCAAUGAUGAGCCGCUGAGCAACUGGACGUCUUCUGCCAUCCUGCGCUACCAUACCGAGAGCCGGUUCCUGAGAGAGACUGGAAACCUUUACCACCUGUUCAAGAAGUUCCCGGUGCGGUUCGGAGCCGGACGGUGUGACAGUGAUGUGGGAGCCGUCAGUCCGGUAGUGUUUGACACGGGAGACAAAGACUCGACUGCAGACUUAUACGGGCCGUCUGCUGCUGGAAAGGAGUUCGAGUCUGGCUUCGUCACCUUCCGAGUGUUUAACGCGGAUCAAGCAGCCAUGGCCAUGUGCUCUGGAGUCAAGCCGACUCAAUGCAAUCCUCAGCACUAUUGUAUCGGUGGAGGAGGAUAUUUCCCGACGAGUGAUCAGUGUGGAGACUUCACAGAUCUGGACCGGAGCCACACACACACAGGAGCUUCCAGACGCCUCACUGAAUCAGCUGUGCUGCUCUUCUAUCGCUAACACACCUGAA
This is a messenger RNA of Rhinichthys klamathensis goyatoka, 980 nucleotides long. RefSeq names its product intelectin 3 (gene itln3). The coding region runs from base 11 to 970 and encodes 319 amino acids. Lineage: Eukaryota; Metazoa; Chordata; Actinopteri; Cypriniformes; Leuciscidae. The transcript has 7 exons. Gene Ontology annotation, molecular function: oligosaccharide binding. The record is from RefSeq and is a predicted model, not a curated record.